AUGGUUCAGAACAAGGGCCUCAUCUUCAAGCAGGUUCCUGAGGGCUGGCCGAAGCCUGGCCAGGACCUCGCGGUUGAGAAUCGUGACUUCGACCUCGAGCAGCAGAUCCCCGAGGGCGGUCUCAUCGUCAAGAACUUCUACGCCUCAUUCGACCCAUACCAGCGCGGCCGCAUGCGAGCGCCCGAGAAGAAAUCGUACUUCCCUCCCUUCGAGCUCAACAAGCCCAUCACAAACCGCUCUAUCUUCAAGGUCGUUAAGUCGAACAACAAGGACUUCAAGGAAGGCGAGGUCCUGAUCACCCGGGGCAUCACUCCUAUUGAGGAGUACUCGCUCCUUGACGCCCAGACCGUCAAGACCGUCCGCAAGCUCGAGAAUCCUUACAACCUCGACCCCAAAUACUUCCUCGGCCCCCUGGGCAUGCCCGGCCUGACAGCCUGGUCAUCCUUCUACGAGAUCGGUCAGCCCAAGAAGGGCGAGACAAUCUUCAUCUCCGCCGCUUCCGGCGCCGUCGGUCAGCUUGUUGGCCAGCUGGCCAAGCACGAAGGUCUCAAGGUCAUUGGAUCUGUUGGCGACGACAAGAAGCUCGCUUUCAUCAAGGACGAGCUCAACUUCGACGAUGGAUUCAACUACAAGACCGAGAAGCCUGCAGAUGCACUUGCCCGCCUCGCACCCAACGGUAUCGAUAUCUACUACGAGAACGUCGGCGGCGAGCAGCUCGAGGCCGCUAUCGACGCCAUGAACGAUUUCGGUCGCAUCAUUGCGUGUGGUAUGGUCUCACAAUACAACGUGAAGCCCGAGGACGGCUACCCCAUCAAGAACCUGAUGCAGGUUGUUGGUAAAAGGCUCACCAUCCGCGGUUUCAUCGUAUCAGACGAGAACAUGGGUCCUAGGCACGCGGAGGAGCACCAGGAGAAGCUGCAAAAGUGGCUGAGCGAGGGCACUUUCAAGGCUAAGAUCAGCGUCACCGAGGGUAUUGACAAUGCGGUUGACGGCUUCCUGGGUAUGUUGAAGGGACACAACUUUGGCAAGGCGGUGCUACAGAUUGCGGAUUUGGAGAAGGAACAGUAA
Messenger RNA from Ascochyta rabiei, 1068 nucleotides. RefSeq lists its product as uncharacterized. Lineage: Eukaryota; Fungi; Ascomycota; Dothideomycetes; Pleosporales; Didymellaceae. The transcript has a single exon. The coding region runs from base 1 to 1068 and encodes 355 amino acids. Gene Ontology annotation, molecular function: oxidoreductase activity, acting on the CH-CH group of donors, NAD or NADP as acceptor. The record is from RefSeq and is a predicted model, not a curated record.